Messenger RNA from Melitaea cinxia (Glanville fritillary), 1177 nucleotides. RefSeq names its product hydroxymethylglutaryl-CoA lyase, mitochondrial (gene Hmgc). Lineage: Eukaryota; Metazoa; Arthropoda; Insecta; Lepidoptera; Nymphalidae. The record is from RefSeq and is a predicted model, not a curated record. The coding region runs from base 152 to 1153 and encodes 333 amino acids. The transcript has 6 exons. Gene Ontology annotation, molecular function: hydroxymethylglutaryl-CoA lyase activity. Gene Ontology annotation, biological process: ketone body biosynthetic process; L-leucine catabolic process.
UAUUUAAUAUUGACCUUUUUAUUGUUUAACUUAGAACUCAAAGAAUUAUCAUUAUGUAUAUAUUUCACGUUCAUUAAAACACGAUACGACUGAUAAGAAUGAUACAAUUCAUUCAUUACUGAAAAUAGUUUUGACAUAGAAUUUCAACAAAAUGCAAUGUUUAAGAAAUUCUGUUUUAAAAAUAACACAUCAACCUUUUCGUACAAUUAGCAGUGCGAUCCCCGAAAUACGAAUUUAUGAAGUAGGGCCAAGAGAUGGACUUCAAAAUGAAUCGAAAUUUGUACCAACGGAUGUUAAAAUUGAACUUAUUCAUAAACUUGCUGCAGCCGGUAUUAAAGAUAUUGAAUCUGCAAGUUUCGUGAGUCCAAAGUGGGUAAAACAAAUGAGUGAUGGAUCUGAAGUUAUGAAAAAUCUCAAGAGAGUUCCAGGUGUUAAUUAUCCAGUACUAAUACCUAAUCUAAAAGGCUAUGAAGCAGCAAAAAAAUGCAACAUUGAGGAAAUAGCUAUUUUUCCUGCUGGUUCAGAGGGAUUUUCUCAAAAAAAUCUAAAUUGUUCACUUGAAGAAGGUCUUAAGCGGUUUAAACUAGUUGCCGAUCAGGCAGUGAAAGAUGGUAUCAGAGUGAGAGGAUAUAUAUCCUGUGUUGUAGGAUGUCCCUAUGAUGGUCCUAUCAGUCCUAAAACAAUCGCAAAGAUAACAGAUGAACUAUUUUCAAUGGGCUGUUAUGAAGUAUCAUUGGGUGAUACAAUCGGAGUUGGUACCGCCGGUUCAGUUAGGAAGUUAAUGAAAGAAAUUGUAGCAGUAACCACAGCAGACAAACUGGCUCUUCACUUUCAUGAUACAUAUGGACAAGGAUUAUCAAAUCUGCUUGCUGGUCUAGAGUUUGGUAUCAAGACCGUCGAUUCUUCUAUCUCGGGUCUAGGCGGAUGUCCGUAUGCACGCGGAGCGAGCGGAAACCUUGCAACCGAAGACCUUGUAUAUUUCCUUUACGGUCUAGGAGUUAAUACAAACAUAGACCUGGUCAAGCUCGUCGAAGCCGGCCGUUAUAUUUCCAACUUCCUCGCCAAACCUACAGAGUCCAAAGUGAACCGAGCUCUCGGUGACCGAUUUAAAAAUCGCGAAAACAUUAUAAAAAUGGCUGCAUGCACGCUUUAGUAAAAUGAAAAAAGACGAACAAAG